AACAAAGUGGUGAUUGCGCCAAAGUUGAUCUAACGCGCAAAGAUGGAUCCAGUACAAGUUUUGCGAAAUUUCUAUCUUCUUGCGUCUACACUCCUUGUGUCAUUCAAUGUGGUGCCCUCUUUGCAACAGCGAUUCUUGAAAUAUGGUGCCAGAGCCACCAAAGUGAAAGACGAGCAUGGCAAGCCUAUCCAGGAGCCCGAGUCCAACAGUCGAUUGUCAAAGUUGAUGGACUUGGUGGCAUCAUUUGGUGUACCCCACUCGUGGUUUACUCACUUCUACAUAGCCUCAGUGGCGUCGUCCGUAUUCUGGGCGAUACAGGUUGCCCGCAAGGGACUGUUCUUCAGAUUUCUAGCAGAGCUGCACUUAGACAACUCUGUCAAUGAGCCAUCAAUGACAAUCGAUCAGGUGGUUCUAGUUUGGACACUCAUGGCCAUCCAAGGCUGCCGCAGAUUGUACGAAUGCAUUACCCUCACUAAGCCGACUACAUCCAAAAUGGGCGCUGUGGCAUAUUUACUUGGACUUGUGUUUUAUUUGGCUAUGGGAGUGGUUGUCUGGGUAGAAGGAAUACCUUCUAUACUUGCCAAUGACAUCUCAUUCCAAUCCUUGGCCACCAUGAUUCAGCCUUCCGUCAAGACUGCCAUCGGCGUGCCUCUCUUCCUCCUCGGCUCAAUAGCCCAGAACACGUGCCACACCUAUCUCGGAAGUCUCAAAAAGUACUCUCUGCCGGAGGAAGGAUUGUUUCGUGGCAUCAUCUCGCCGCAUUAUACGAGCGAGUGUGUGAUAUACCUUGGACUCGCAAUCGCUGGAGCACCCCCAGGUCAACCUUUGAAUAAAACCAUUGCUACCGUAGUCUUCUUCGAGGCUAUUAACCUGGGCAUUACCGCGGAGUCCACUAGAGCAUGGUACAGCGAGAAGUUUGGUGCGAAGAGCAUAGAAGGUAGAUGGAGAAUCUUCCCGUACGCUUAUUGAGUGCACGACAUAUAGGCAAUGACUUCGGAUGCCGUAUACACACACAAGAGACCUGGAUGGAGGGAUAUGCUGCUCAGUCGCGAAACUGAUACCUAAAGAGAUCAAGCCUUUGUGCCAAACAACCUACGGCCCAGCUUUGACACUUUCAGCACAUCUCGAUAUGUGAGGCUCGUACGACUUUGUCGUUCGUUUACGCCGUCUUUCAAAAGCUCUGGAUGCCCUAGCAAAUCCCAGUUCGCAACCGUCUCAGAAUUAAGAUUUGUGUCCGCUGUCACAUCGGCAAUUCCGUGCAGAUAAUUUGUGUACAUCUCCCCCGUUGUGAUCAACAAACUCCUUGGCUCCUGUAGGAUCUUCCACCGUGGCCCGCUCUCAGUACCGCCAUGCUCAUUGCUGCCGUAGAUGUCAAGACAGAGACUUGCGCCCAGGCUAACAGUGCAAACAACGGGAUGGUAGGCAGAGCCGUCUUUAUGUGGCAUGAUGCCUUGUCCUGGAAGGUAUUCGUUGAUUAAUACGUGAUUCGGUGCUUUGUGAGGGCUAUCGGAGAACAUAUUCAGGCUUGGAUCAUCGGCAUUCACUGGUAAAGAGAGGAUUCGUGGAAUUAUCGGGUUGAUGAGCCACGGUGGCAGGGGGGACUCCAGUAGAGUGUUGUUUGCCAGAUCGGACGGCCAUGUCUGCAGUCUUCGAUGAGUGAGCGUCUUCCAUCGAGGCUUCGGAGCUGUUGCUAUCUUCGAAUGAUCAGUGGUGGCCUUGGGGUGACUCUUAAUAUCAUACUCACUUUCUCAAGAAUGGCAGCUUCUUCUGCUUUGGUUAUGAAAUCAGUAACAUAGCAAACUGUGCCGGGUAGAGACUUGACUGUUGCCUCUUCAAGGCUGAUGGGGAGACCGGUUAGUGGAGAGUUGAGUGAGCUCAUAGCAAAAAGGUGAUAGAUCAAGCAAGGAGAGAUCUGUAGCGUGGGGAAGAAGUGAUAGAUUGACACAACGCAAGCCACAUCAGCGGAGCUAGUUUAUUGGGAAGCUAGCACAAAGAGCGAUGCCGAUGAUUCUGAAUCUGUUACUGGUUGAAGCUAAUGUGGCCAACAGACGAUAAGGUUUGCGUCAAGCGUCAAGCUUUAGGCCGCCACGCCAGCGCGGGUU
Messenger RNA from Pseudogymnoascus verrucosus, 2102 nucleotides. RefSeq lists its product as uncharacterized. The record is from RefSeq and is a predicted model, not a curated record. NCBI's taxonomy places the organism in Eukaryota, Fungi, Ascomycota, Leotiomycetes, Thelebolales, Thelebolaceae. The transcript is spliced from 2 exons. Gene Ontology annotation, molecular function: 3-oxo-5-alpha-steroid 4-dehydrogenase activity. Gene Ontology annotation, biological process: dolichol-linked oligosaccharide biosynthetic process; polyprenol catabolic process. The coding region runs from base 43 to 969 and encodes 308 amino acids. Gene Ontology annotation, cellular component: endoplasmic reticulum.